This is a messenger RNA of Contarinia nasturtii (swede midge), 587 nucleotides long. RefSeq names its product protein cereblon homolog. NCBI's taxonomy places the organism in Eukaryota, Metazoa, Arthropoda, Insecta, Diptera, Cecidomyiidae. The coding region runs from base 15 to 575 and encodes 186 amino acids. The transcript is spliced from 4 exons. The record is from RefSeq and is a predicted model, not a curated record.
UAAAUGUGACACAAAUGAGAAAAAAAAUGCUUAAUAGUUCUCUGAUGAAUAGAAUAUUAUUAUUUUUUUUAAUUUUUGUAUCACCAACAUUUACACACUCCAUCAAUUCUACUGAAGAAGAAACAAUAGUAGAAGAGUUUAUAUUGUGUAGAUAUUGCGGUAGCGACGUAACGAUUUCAAACUUUUUUCUAAAUAAAAUCAGUCCGUAUGCUUUGUCGGCAUCAAAUCAAACGUUCUACAAUCAUCAGAAAAUUCUCGUCCAAACAUUAGAAAAUUCACUUGGUGUACAAUUCAAAGUUGUCAUCGUUCGAAAGGCGCACUGUGCUGCAAUUAAUAUUCGGUGGAGUGAUCAUUUCAGUUGGUUUCCGGGUUAUAAGUGGCGCAUUUGUUUGUGUUCAAAUUCGAAAUGUACACGUCAUUUGGGUUGGAUGUUUGAACCUGCCGAUAGUCCAGAAAUAAAUUCAUUACACGCGCCAUCCGAUCAAGGAUUCUAUGCCUUAAUUGUUGGUGAUAUUUUAACCGAAUCUCACGUUAAUUCAUUGUUAAUGACCGAAAAGCAUCAUACCGAAUUCUGAAAGUACAUCAAA